AGGUUUGUUGAGAAGCUUGUUGAAGAGAUCGAAGCCAAACGGGGACUAGAGGGUCGUUAUAAAAAAUUGGCUACGCUGAUGGUUGAGAAACAAACAGAAGCACAGGAGCAGAUUGCUAAAGCAGGUCAAGAACUGCAGACCGUGGUUACUUCUACGAAGGAACUUCAAAAACAACUCGAAGAGGAAAUUUCAAAGAAGUACGAUGGUCGAAGGGUAAACAUCAUGGGAGGAAUAACCGCAGCUCUCGCCAAUCGCUAG
Strongylus vulgaris is the source of this 258-nucleotide messenger RNA. NCBI's taxonomy places the organism in Eukaryota, Metazoa, Nematoda, Chromadorea, Rhabditida, Strongylidae. The record is from the annotation of a GenBank genome assembly.